This is a messenger RNA of Anguilla anguilla (European eel), 6149 nucleotides long. RefSeq lists its product as uncharacterized. The record is from RefSeq and is a predicted model, not a curated record. Gene Ontology annotation, biological process: protein phosphorylation. The transcript is spliced from 6 exons. Lineage: Eukaryota; Metazoa; Chordata; Actinopteri; Anguilliformes; Anguillidae. Gene Ontology annotation, molecular function: protein kinase activity. The coding region runs from base 268 to 4872 and encodes 1534 amino acids.
GUUUCAGACCUCUCACUCUCGGCCAAUACGCCAACAGAUUCUGCCAUAUCACCUUUGACAUCCAGUUCUUUGGAUUGCUUGACACCUGGAGACCCUUGGGGAGGAGGUGGUAGUGGGUGGAGAGCACUGGCAACUGACACCCCUCACAGAGAUUCUGCCUACUUCUCAGACAGUGAUUGGGAAGGAGAGGGUGUGGCUAGGAGGGGUGGAGAGGGAGUUAACCAGUCUCGUCCUAGUAGCAGCAGAAGUGGAGAAAGGGGAAUUCUGAUGGGAAUAGAGGAAAAGGCAGAGACAGAAGAAGAAGGAGAGAUGGAGGCCAAAACAUUGAGAAAGGAAAGCAAGACGAAGAACCAAAUGGAAGAAACAUGGAUUACAAAUGAUCAGAUAGCAUCAGGAACUGAGAAAGAAAAUGUGAGGGCAACACUAGGCCAUUGCACAGAGAAUAAGGAGAUUUCAGUGGUGACAAUGGGAACUGGUAGCGAAACAGAAUUUCCUCUCGCUGGCGGUAGUCAUUCCGUACUCAAGGAAGUUUCCGGUCUUGUGGGGGGAAAUAAUAGUUUGAGAGAAUUAGAUCAAGUUGCAGAGAAGGAAAUGGAGAAGAAGGAAUUCACUGAAAUACUGAGCAAUCAGUGGACAAAGUGCGCAGACUCAAAUUUGAAUGUAUCUGAGCGCCAAGCACCACUCUCAGAAGAUGUACCAAAAGAAGGCAAUGCUGAGUUCAUAGCCAAGUUAUUCUCCACUUUAGACUGUGAACCGCUGAAAGGAUUCCCAUGUAAGGAUGGAAAUACACUGAACUACAGUGCAUUUUCUGAAACUGGUAGUUGUAAUGAUACAGAUGGGAUUGGGAAAGAUAUUUUUCCAAUUUCUCAUGGACAGUCAAAGGAAAUUACAUACCAAGAUCCAGUAGAUAUAGAUAAAGAUUUCAACUCCCUCUCAAAUAGUAGUACAGAGAGAGUGGGGUUUAAAGAAAUCCCAGUUAAUGAAAAACAGCCAGUAACAAAGGAAUAUGAGCUAGGAUCUGAAAAAGAAUUAAUUGAUCCUGAGUCAUGUUUAAAAUUUACAGAUCAGCAAGACAAAGAUCUGACAUCACAAGAAUACCAUACUGUACAUGAUAACAGGGAGAAAGUUGUAGAAUUGUUCUGUAAUCCUGACAACAGAGAAUCUAGACUAUGUAGGUUCUAUAAUGUGACGACCAGUGACACAAGUUCCAAGGAUGAGUUUGAUUCAGUGUUGGAGGCCAACCAUGAAGGAAGUACAGAAACAAUUAAUCUCUCCCACUCUUUCUGGGGAGAGAGGAACACUGAAACCCCUGCCAGAAAAGAGUGUCAUGACCUUGAGCCGAAGAACCAAGAUGCUAAUGAAUUAGGCUUAAGGAAUCUAUGUUAUUCAGAGGAAACUGAUGAUGAGAGAGCCAAAGCAAAAUCUGAGACUGAGAAACAGUUAGCUGCUGGGGAACUCUGUUAUAAAAUUGAGGAGAAUCUAGAGAAUGAAAAACAGGCUGAGGAAAGAGUAGGAGAAACCACAAAUGAGUUCUCAGCAAGAGCGGGUUUCAUGGACAACGUUGACAUGGAGUCGAAAGGAUUGGAGCUGAAGGCUAAGGAAUUGUGGAAUGCCAUGGAGGAAGAUGAAGAAGAAAGAGCGGGAGCUGUGAGUGGAGAGUUGGACUGCUACAGAUUUCAGAAAGGAGACCUCCAUCUGUGGCCGGCAGAAAAUGACCAGUGGGCCUCAGCUGAGACUAGAAACCAAGAGGUGGAACUAGGGGCAGAGUUAUUCUCGGGUUUCAGCAGGGAGUCAUGGGCAAACAAAGAAGAAGCAGUUUUUGGGCAUCGAUUCUGGGGGGCUGAAGAGAAUGAUGAACUUGCAGGAAGUGAGCCUCACCCUUCUGUCCAAGAAAGUGGUAAAGACAGAGCUAAUGAUGAGAGCCAAGGACAGGAAGGCAUCCUUGGUGUGGAUGAAAGCAUUCUACAGUUGCAGUCCAUGCCCACUCAGGCUUCAAGUGUAGUGAAAAACCAGAUUUCCCAUGGAGUCAAGAUACAGCAAGAGGAAAAUCUUGAAAUUCCAGAUCUGGAGACAGAGGAACAAGAAGUUAAAGAGGAAUCUCAGUUUGUGGAGGUUGAGAAUUUGGAAAACCCAGUACAACAGACUCUCAUGUGUAGGAGAAGCGAGGAUGGCCCACUUUGUGACAUAGGCACAGAUUCUGAGGAACAGAGCGGUGAUGACAAAUCACACAACGUGGUAUCUUUGCACAGAGGAGAUUUUGCUGAGGAGAAUCAAAACUUCAACCAAUAUGCAUUUUCAGCAGUGAUAAACAAAGAGUCAGACAUUAUUGGAGAGGAUGCAUGUGUCAGCUGUCCUCAUUCUUGUCACCACAGUGAAAACCAUGAUAUCUCCCAAAUUACACUCUCAGACUUGAAGAGAAACCAUGCAAUAGAUUGUAUGGACAACUGUCAGAUUCUGAGUGCAAGAGAUGCUGCAACUGAAGAGAGAACGAAAGAUAUGUUUUUCAAUUUGGAAGACCAAUCUGUUGAAACAGAGAAUGCAAAUUCAAACAUAGAUUGUGCUGAUAUGGAAAAUCAAGUUCUCGAUGCACAUGAACAUGAACUCUCUGGUGAGACAUUGCGACCUGUGAAUAUCGAAAGUAAACAGCCUAUUGAAAAUUUAGGUGAACAUGUAAAAAGUAAUUUCCCUGGUAUUGGCUCGCUAAAUUCUAUCUGUUUCAGUGACAGCUACAGUGUCCAAGGCGUAGUUUCCGAUCGUGAAUCAGUGAAGGAAGUAAUUUCCAGUGGGCAUCCACAUCACGAACCAAGUAUUACAGAAUCUCAAACCCAACUGCAAGAAAAUAAGUCUAAAAGCCAGAACAGAUUUCCUUCUGAAUGUCAUGACACAGAAAUCAAGGACAUCAGUUAUAUUGGCUUAGAUUCCUCCCACACCACUCCACAGCCAUCGUCUGUGCCUGAAACCCAAGUAAAUAUAUUUUUUGAAAAUAAACAGAUCAAUUCUGCCAGCAGUGAUUCCACUUCACAAAUUGGCAAUGACUUACGAAUGUGUUCUAGUGUUGUUUCAUCCAAUGGUAAAGGAAAGCAGCAAUCCACCAUUUUAGAGGGAAUAGCAGUCUUUGAUUCAGAUAAGCCAUGUUCUGAGAGAGCACACGAUCAUAAAUCUCACGAAGAUUCUGGCCAGAGAGUCGUCCCACAGAGUCUAGACAGUUUGCCAGAGCCUGAAACAUUAUUGAUGGACAUAGUUUUGACAUCAGAGCACAAUCUUGAUGAGGGACUCAACUGCACCAUUUCUGUGUCCCUUGAAGACAGUGGUGCUCCUCCAGAGUCAUGCCAGGAUGUCACUCAGAACAAGGGCACCUCUGUAAAUCUGGAGCAUUCCCCUGUACAGACAGCUCAAUUAUCCCAUCCCACAGAUCAGCAGAAUCUCCACCAGAAUUUUAGUGUGAGCAAAAAUGAAGAAAACACCCUGUCUCAGAAAAUAUCUCUUGCCCAGUGUUCGCUGACCUCUAUCCCCGAGCUGUUGAUAUCUGAGUGGAAGGACUUAGAUGAGGAGCCUCUGGAAGAUUUUGAGAAGUUAGAGCAACUAUGUUGCAUUUCAGGGGACGAGGACACACUUGGCGAUCUGUUCUUGGACAACCUUGAAUUAUUGGAAUCCCUCAAAAAGACUCCAGAGCAAAAAUCCAGAGGCUUGGGUGAGACAGGAGCAGGUAAAGAUAAGUCUUCUACAAGGGACGGGGAGAGGAGAAUGGACGUUGAGGGAGACUCUAAAAGUUACUUGCCUCAAUCAGACAGCACAGAUCAACUCCUGAGAGCCAGUCUGUAUCAACAACCUCAAAGUAAUCAAGAGAUUGUCCCAGGUCCUUCUUCUGUGGUCCAGUCUUCUCUUGGAGAGGAUAAACAUGGAUUAGAAGACCCAUCAUUGACUUCUCCAUGCCACAUGUCUGAAAAAAACAAGGGUCAAAGGUCACUGUCCUCCAAAAUGCCCACUAAAAAUGGCUUAAUGAUGCAGGUGUGUGAGGAGCGAUUGCAGUACUCCCUCAGUGAAAAUGUGAAGAAGAAUGUGUUAUGGGGGGCAACUGUGAGUGAGGCAGUUGUUCUUCAUCCCUGGAGUGGCCUUGUGACAGAGGAAGGAGAGAGACAAAGAGAAAAAGACGGUCAAGGAAGUGAUCACAAAGAGGAGCCCCAGCAAGCAGCCCAGCCAGAAAUACAGGAUGAGCCCUUUGUGGACAUGAGCGACCCUUUUACUCUGGCUAGGCCAGAAGCAGAGAUAACACCCCCUUUAGUGGUUGCAAACCAAGCAAUGAAAGCCAAACUCGCACGCCUCUCCCUCUCCCUGCCUCCCCUUGCACUCUCUCUCCCUCUAUCUCCAAGUCCCCGGGUAGGAUUUUGGGAGGUGGGAGAAAACAGAGAGAGAGGUGGACGAAGAAGAGGAGCAUCUACUGGAAGUGACCCGGACGAAGAGGAAGAUGAAGAGCAAGAAGAAGAUGAAGCUGCUGGGAGAGUGAUUGUUGUCACAGAAACAGAUGUUGACAGGCGUGUGGGGUUGCGGAGUUUAUUAAAAUCACCACGGGAACCAAUGGAAAGGGAGAAAGAGAGAGGAAGAAAUGUGUCUUUCUUUGAUGAUGUGACUGUCUAUCUCUUUGAUCAGGAAACACCAACCAAUGAGCUUAGCUCUGGCUCUGCGCCCUCUAGUCCAUCUCCUGCUCAAGAUGAAACAAAGACUGCCUCAUCCAUAGAGGCAUUAGGAGAAACUGGCACUGUGGAGUCCAAGGAAAGCGAGGAUUUGUCAAUCAACCCAAAAUUGUCAGGGACUAAUCCUGUGACAUCAUCGCGCUUUACUGUAAGCCCUGCCCAUGACCCUCAUUUAGUCUGACAUGCUUUUCUUUUAAUUUCCUGAACUAAACCCCUCAAUGAAAUCCUGAAAAUAUCGCUGAGGUUUAUCCUGCUGUCCGCUGUUCUCAGAGUUUACUUUAAAGUGAAGGAAAGACUCCCAUUCUAGAUGUUUGAGACAUUCCAGGUUUUACCGGCUGCAGGACCUUGAAUUCGAAGCUCCGCCUGGAGCUGGAUAUAUUUGUUUCCCCUUUUUGUCACCUCAUUUGAGGUGUAUCUGCAGACACUGCAUUAACUUACUAUUUUGUGAUAUUGACAUAGAGCCUGUAGCUUAGUAAAAUCUGAAACUGAUUUAACUGCUAUGCAAUGGAAGUCUUAAAGUUCAUCUCUUUUCUCUUUCUUCUGUCUCUGCCUCCCUGUUAUUUACGGGGUUCUCUCUUUCUGACCAUUAUUAUGCCGAUGUGUAAGCUUGAACUGAAGUCAUUACACUGUAAUAUAAUUUUCAUUUGCAGUUGACCAUUAGUGUAUGUCACACAGCUGGGAGAAUGCCCAGGUGAACUAUUUGAAAGUACUCAUUGUAUAAAAAAAAAGAAAAAUGUGAAUCUUUCAUUGUGUAUACAAAAUUAUUUUAGAGUAAUUUAUUUUAGGAUUAUUUGUAGCAUGAAUGAAAAGGUCAAUAUCUGCUAUUUAUUAUUUGUUUUAUAUCUAUUUAUUCAUUUAGUUAUUUCAUGGGGCCAUGUUUAUUUAUUUAUUUAUUUAUUGUGUUUCAUACUGUUAUAUGAUGGUACUACAUAUUUAUUUCAUAAGAAAAUGAUUUGAAAUUUCAUUCAUACAUUCAAUGACAUCCUUUUUGGUUUGUUUGAUCAUUGUUAAAUGAUAAAUAUAUUUUCAAGCUCAUUACAUGAGCCUGUUUAUCUUGCCUGUAGUUCUGUCCAUCCAUCUGUAUUUAUUUGGUUGUCUUUUCAUUUUUGUUAUUUUUUUAUAUUAAUUUUAUUGUUCAGCUUACUUUUGCCUUAUUUGCAUUUUUUUAGGUCAAAUAAAAAUAGCCCAGAACAUAUGAAGAGAUAAGUCAUAAUUCUUAAAGAUGGCCAUAUGAUGAGGAAUCAGUUAAUGUUUAUUUUCUAAUACCUACCAUUCAGCAUCUAUUUAGGUCGAACUAGCUCAUUUGUUUAGUCUGUCUCAGUGUCGAUUUAAACUUGUAUUGUUUAAUGAGGGAGUUUCAUGACAUGCUGUAAAAAAAUGGGGAAAUACAAACAACAUAAGGAAAACUGUGAAACAUUUAUUUCAUUGUUUGAUGAGAAUAAAUUGUACUGUCUUCUA